This is a messenger RNA of Verticillium alfalfae VaMs.102, 675 nucleotides long. Its product is annotated as uncharaterized PH domain-containing protein. The record is from RefSeq and is a predicted model, not a curated record. NCBI's taxonomy places the organism in Eukaryota, Fungi, Ascomycota, Sordariomycetes, Glomerellales, Plectosphaerellaceae. The transcript has a single exon. Bases 1 to 675 code for a protein of 224 amino acids.
AUGGAAAUCCUGCGCGUCUACCACAAGAACUCCAUCGUCGAGGCGAACAAGGCCAAAGAGAUCGAAGAGGACGUCAUCCUGGCCCUGACAGGACUCCGCAGUGACUUGCACCAAAAGAUCAAGGAGAUCAAGAGCUUGUCGGGCGACUUCAAGAACUCAGUUGAGAAAGAGAUGGACGCCACGCGCAAACUGGUCAAGUCUCUGCAAGAGACCAUUGGCCAGAGCGACGCGGACCCUGCCUCCGCGACCGGCAAGCAGGAUCCCUACCUCCUGCGUCUCGCUGUCGACAGGCAGGUGGAGCGCCAGAUCGAUGAGGAGAACUACCUGCACCAGGCGUACCUGAACCUGGAGGCAUCCGGCCGGGAGCUCGAGUCCAUCGUCGUCGGCGAGAUCCAAAAGGCCUACAACGCCUAUGCUGGCAUUCUCAAGCGCGAGUCUGACGCUGCGUACAACGCCAUUGACGAGCUCCGCAUUGGCCCCAUUGCCAUGCCCAAGGACACCGAGUGGACUCACUUUGUCCAGAAGGACGACCACUUUGUCGACCCUGAGAUUCCGGUGCGGUCUGCCGACCAGAUCCACUACCCUGGCCAAGAUCACCUCACCUGCCAGGAGAUCCGCGCAGGCCUUUUGGAGCGCAAGAGCAAGUACUUGAAGAGCUAUACAGCUGGCUGGUGA